Messenger RNA from Closterium sp. NIES-67, 3468 nucleotides. Lineage: Eukaryota; Viridiplantae; Streptophyta; Zygnematophyceae; Desmidiales; Closteriaceae. The record is from the annotation of a GenBank genome assembly.
GAUUCUGGAACGGCACGCGUUUAGAUUUCUAGGAGAGGAUUUUACUUUGACCAAAAAUCGCUCAGACAUCCAGCAUCGGCAACUAUUUUCUGUACACCCUCUCGUGAAAUGUUUUCGUGAGCCGGUGAGCUUCCAGGAACUCUAUUUCCGUGUUGGUUUUUGAGAAAUUCAAAAGGCCACUCUAUGUCCGGCCUCAUUCAGCCUUUUGACACCGCACGAAGGUGGCACAAGUUUGAGUCAUAGCUUGGUUACGUAAUACCAGAGCUUUAGUAUACCGUCGCGGUUCAGUAUUAGUAACUACUGGUGACCUAGUAGGUCAUGCCUUGUUAUUGCUGAGUUCUCGCGCGCGCGACUACCUGACAGAUAAUGCACGUUGAACGUGCAUCCGUUGAGCAAUACGCUGACGGCCGACGUGCCUGAAUGUGCGGCUAUUCCACUUACUGACCGGAAAGAUGAAGCAGUCAAUGACUCGUUGGAAGAGGGCCGUGAAGAAAGCAGCGUUAGUGACAGAAAUAUUGAUACGAGUAGCAGCAAUACCAAUAGUAACAGCCGUAGCGAUACUGAUGGUAACACCAAUCGUGAUAGCCAUAGCGGUAGCGAUAGUUACAGCGACAGUGACAGCAGUAGCAGCAGCAGCGACGACGACGAGGCGACUUCCACCAUAAAUAUUCGCGACACGGGGAAGGGAACGAGCUCGGGAAGCAACGUGUCGCCGAGAGCCGUGAGCUUGAGGGUUUUGAGGAACAGAAUCGUUUACGCGGGGUCCUCGACUUCUGAUAUUUAUGCCAAGGCGCUCUCGUUCAUCCAAGUGGGUGAGUGGAGUCAACUAACCGUUGGUCUCUGCCAGGCGUACCUGAGGUUUCACCAGCUGCGGGUGAGCGGAUCCAAGCCGGUGCUGAUCAGCCGCAUUCAGGAGCACGCCGAGAUCCACGACGUCAAGUCAGCCAUGCGCAAGUACCCGCGCGAAUCCUUCUCCAUCCACUGCAAAGGUGACGUCUGUAGAAAUGACGUCGUCCUCUUCAAGCAGUGCCUGUUCAAAGGGCACAAGAAGGGCUGUACGGGGUGUCUGGAAGUGGCAGGGAGAGUGAUCAUAGAGAGCUACGGCGAACUGAAGCAGCAGCACACCUUCACUGUGGAAGUGCUUUGGAGUGCCGGCUUGCAGCCAUUGCCUCCACUGAAGCAACACAUGUUGAAGGGGAGGAAGCUGUACGGAUUCUCAACGCAUCGCCAGUCUUGGGCCAAUGAGGAGGAGCGAGUAGCAGUCCUCGCCGAGAAGCAUGCGAGGGGGGGCGCAGCACGCAGCGUCCGCAGCACCCGCAAGGAGAAGACCCGGGUAGAGAAACGCGUCGCAGCAAGGAAGGCAGCAGGAGAAGCAGCGGUAGAUGCAGCCGCAAAGGCCCUGCAAGGCCUGACGAUACGAAGCUUCCCUCAGACCAAUAACGAGAAUGCUGAGCAGGAAGAGAAGAGCCGAGAGAAAGUGAGACCAGCUCCACCUAGGCCCUUUUCUUGCGUGAAAAGCAAAACCGAAUCCCCCUUGAGAAACCGGUCAGCCAAUGUGGGUGCGCUCAUGUGUGACUCACGAGACAGGGAAAUAUUGCGGCAGGAGAAUGUACGCCACGGGAAUGAGAAGGGACGGAAUGAGAAGGAUAGGGCGUUUGAAGCAGCGGCUGGCGAUGGGAGGCGUGUGGAGGCUGGUAGGGGAGAGGUGAAAGGAUGGAGUACAACCAGAGAUAGAGACAAGAGAUACGAUAGAGAUGACAGCAACAGACACAGCGACUCAGAGAGAGGCAGCGAGAGAAACAGCGACAGAGAAAGAGACAGAGACAGAGAGAGCGAGAGAAACAAAGACAGAGACAGAGAGAGGAACAACAACAGAGACAGGGACAAAGACAGAGAAAGAGAUAGAGAGAGAAACAGCGACAGAGGCAGAGGCAGAGACAGAAACACCGACCGAGGUAGAUACAGAGAAACGGACAGAGACAGAGACAAGGACGGUGAGACAAGGGACAGAGAUAGGGACAGAGACAGAGACAGAGACAGAGACAGAGACAGAGACAGAGACAGGGACAGAGACAGAGACAGAAACAGAGACAGUGCCAGAAGGAGCGACAGAGACAAAGACGGAGACAGUAACAGAGAUAGAUACGGAGACAGAAACAGAGGCAGAGGCAGAGACGACAGAUACUUGAAGUAUGUCAACUGCACAACCCCUCGUCAGCACCACCAGCAACAGCAUCGCCAGCAACAGCAUCACCAGCAGCAGCAUCACCAGCAGCAGCAUCACCAGCAGCAGCAUCACCAGCAGCAGGAACACCGCACUCAGCGUCAGCCACGGUAUGCCGACAUAAAUGCGUUUGGAAGUCCGGAGCCCCGAGACAGAGACUACAGAUCCGUGAAUUAUGUCAACUGUACGCCCCCUCGGCAGCAGCAGCAGCAGCUGCACACUCGGCUGGAACGCAGCACUCAGCAACAGCCACUGUAUGCUGAUAUAGUGAAGGGAAUCGGGCUUGGUAGUCCGGAGCUUCGAGACAGAGACUACCGAUCCGUUGAGUAUGUCAACUGCAUGCCCCCUCGGCAGCAUCAUCAGCAGCAGCAUUCUCAGCAACAGCAGUACCAGCAGCCACAGCUGUACCAACAGCCACAGCAGUACCAGCAACCGCAGCAGCAACAGCAGCCACAGCUGUACCAGCAGCAGCAGCAACCUCAGUACCAGCAGCAGCAGCAGCCACAGCUGUACCAGCAGCAGCAGCAGCCACAGCUGUACUAGCAGCAGCAGCAGCAGCAACGCCAGUGGUCUCCAUCGGCAGUUGUGGCAGGAUCUUAUUGCCAGAGUCACACUCCAGAUUCUUAUCCAAGCUCCCCGAUUGUUGUGAGCCCCCUCAGAGCAUCACCUUCAGCAGCUGUGGCAGCAUCAUACGCCUGGAGUCCCCCACCAGUUUCCUAUCCAAGCUCCCCAGUUUAUCUAAUUCACACUACGGGUUCCUAUGCACUCUCCCGGUUGUUGUGAGUCCCCUUGUAGCAUCACCUUUAGCAGCUGUGGCAACAUCAUGUUGCUGGAGUCACACACCAGGUUCCUAUCCAAGCUCCCCGGUGUUCCAAACAGUUAACCUGGUUUAGGUUAUCUCUCUAAACACUCUGGUUCUCCCGUAGAGCGACAACCCUCUUGUAUGUUACUCCUGCCCAACCUUUCCUGAAUCAGCAGGAAUCGGCACAUGCAGCAGCAGGGGAUGAGCCGCAUGCGACAGAUUGGCCACAUGCAUGCUCCAGCAUAUUGACUAUUGACAAGCUUGGAAUUUUGGAACUAGUCCGAGCAGGCAAGGCCUGGAAGCAUUAAACUAGAAAGGGCAAUUCCACGAAGCAGAAAGAAGGGAUGCUGAUUGGGGUGAAACGGGCAUGUCCACUGGAGUGGCCUGCCAAUCGGCUGCUGCACCCAUGUCUUGUGACUGCCACUACGACCAUUAGUUGCAU